This is a messenger RNA of Brassicogethes aeneus, 511 nucleotides long. Lineage: Eukaryota; Metazoa; Arthropoda; Insecta; Coleoptera; Nitidulidae. The record is from the annotation of a GenBank genome assembly.
GUUUAUUUUGUUGUUUUCUUUGUAAAUAUUGUUCGAGUUGUAUAAAAAUCAUUAUAAUUGUUAUAAAAUGGUGCACGAGAAGGUGUCAAGUGAGUUUUCAGCCCUCUGCAAGUUAGAUGUGGAACAAAAAUUACAGCCCGUUUUAACAUCUGUAGACGACAUGCUAGCCCGUUUGGAAGAACUAGAAACAAUACUAACCUUCGCAAAACAAGAUCGGCAAGAAUCUGAUAAAGUUAUGAAAUCAAUCGCAAGAGAUCUAAAACAAGACGUAAACGAUUUGUGCGCGAAAAUUGACGGUAUUGAGAGUUUGGUGGGGCACAUAACAAACAAUUUGGAUGCUCUGGAAGAAAACAUUUGCAAGUACGAGCACGAAAUGGGUGUCACCGAUGGUUCCAGUAAAGUCAGCCAAAUGUUCAUUCCGUUGUUUAAAAAGACGCCGGAAAAGAAAAGUACUAAUAACACAGAGAUGUUUAAGACUGAGAAUUAUUUUAAGUGAGGUUUUAUUUAUUAA